UUGUCCGCCGACGGAUAUAACGGCAGCAAUUCGUCAACUCCAUUUUCGCGAAUUAAGAAAGAUCCAUGGCGUCGUGUGCUGGGAGGGUGGCUCGCUUCUACCCCCUCACCCCCUCACCCCCUCCAACCACCGUUCAACGCGUCACUUCGCUCGCGCCUGACAAAUCAUCGCUCCGCUACGCGCCGGUAAAGCACCUGCGAUGAAGCGACCAUUCUCUUCAGUGUGUCCCUCCCCCCCCCCCCUCCCUCCUACAUACUGCCCUCUCCAUCAACCCGGGCCUAACUACUUCGUGGUGCACGGAGGCCCAUCAAAACCUUUUUUUUUUCCCCCUUGGUGAUCAAGAAAAUGUAGUACAGGUUUAACCAAAAAAAAAUAUAUAUAUAUAAGCGCCACAUGAAAAAAAAAUUGAAGGGGAGGGGAGGAUGAAAUUGGAAGCUAAAACAUCGAAAGAAAAACAAUAAUAAUCCACUUAUUUCAUGAGCGUGUUGAAAAUGAAAAUGCGACCGAGUGCAGAACCGUGUAGCACACAACCCGACCGCUAAUUAAGACAAUUAUUUUGUAUCAAUGAAAAAAUAUUUUCAUUGAAUUCUUUGUUAAUAAUAAUUAAAUACUAAAAAAAAGGGGGGAGGGGCGAAAAUGUGUGGAGACCAAUAAACGUACCCAGAUGCCAUAUUAAGUUAUUUAUUUUCUAUAGAAGGAAUUAAUGUCGGAGUACUUAACUCGAACAGGUUCAUGAGUUGCGCACGUUUUUAUCGCUAUAAGUGGGAACAUAUAUUUUUUUUAAUAUAAUUGAAUCUAGUUGCGUUAAACCAUGUAUUAAAAAAGUGAAACUCGGGAACUAAAUAAAUAUAUUUAUCUUGAUGCCCUGUGGCAUGUCUGCCAGUGUGUUUUAAUUUUUAAUCAUUUUAGUAACGUUGUUUUUAGUUAUGUUUGUUAUUUAUAUUAUUCACUUAAUUUGUUAAUUUAAUCAUGGUAAAUUUGGCUCUUAAUAUAUCACGUUGGCAAUGACUUUGAAAAGACUCUGGAACGAGCUGGAAGCUCGGAGAAAAAGAAGUUUUAUUUGAGUCUCAGCUUAUAAUUAAUUUAUGUAGGUUAUAAAUGGAUAUAUUUAUAUUUAAAUAAGCAAACAUUUGUAGUAUUUAUACUUAUAUAUGUUAACGUGUGCGGAUAUAAACUGUAGUAAGUGCGAGAGACAUAUGACGUAUGGUGGAGGCGCGCGCAACUGGAAAGUGCGAAGUGCGCAGUGUUUGUGUGUGUUGACGCCAAGGCCCGAAUUCAGAGUUGACCUUCGAAAGCGCAUCCAACUCGCAUUCAUCUGGCACUCUCUCCACCUCUCAUACUUCAAAAACGCCUUUCGAAUGACUGCCAGCUGAAAGCUUGUUCCCAUCCACUUUCGGUGAAGAUCUGGCAACAUGGCACAAAAAUUUUCUUAGAUCAAGUACUUGGAGUGAGUGUGGAAAAGCGCCCUAUUUCAUUUCGAUUGUCUUUUGUCUGCUCUCCCGCUGAAAAAAAAAAAUAUUUUGUUUGGAUUGGACACGAGGUUGAGAAAUUUUCUGAAGAUGGAUACGUUGCCUAAAAUUAUAGCGUUUACUCCAGAUGAAAAAGCGAUUAUUUUUGAUCUCGUGAGUAAGCACAAAACCGUAAUCGAGAAAAAAAACAGAUGCAGUUUUUAACAGAGAAAAAAAAAUUGUGUUUCGAACUCUUGAUCCCGAUAAAAAUCAAACGGGUCUGCUAAAUUUCUUAUAUAUCUUCGCGGAACUGGAUUUUCAUUUUCAAAAUCAUUAAAAAAUUCAAAAACCUCGUCAAUGUGAUUUGGAAAUUCAUCCAAAUCUUCUGCCAUCGCUACAAAACACGUGACUGAUGCACACUUUGCGGGCGAAACGAUUUCUUUAAAAACGCACAUUUAAUUCCAAAACAUUUUACAUAUCUGCCAUAUGACGAAAAUGUUUUAAACAAUUACAAACAUACAUGAACACGUUUUUAUGUGGGAAUUAUAUAUUAAAACCAUCAACUGCUCCGCCGAUUUUCAACUGAACAGGCGUUCGAAUGAGCUUCAGACCACAUUCACUUUCAAGUGGUUGGCUCUCCUUAUCCAGCAGUCAACCAACCACUGAAAAACGUCUCUGCCGAGCAGCUUCAAUUGAAAAGCCUUUCGGUCACAGCGGUGGACUAUUGGGCGGAGUGCUGUCUCCCGACCACUGCUAUGGACACGAGGGUUACCACUGGUCGUGCGGUGAAGAGCUACGAGCAGUCAGCAGCGCCCAGCGAGGGAGUCUGCCGGCUGUUGCGAGCAGGAGAGGACGUGAGUGUGCAGGUUUUAUGUGUGCUGUGUCAGGUCACGGCGGUGGACUAUUGGGUGGAGUGCUGCCUCCCGACCACUGCUAUGGCCACGAGGGUUACCACUGGUCGUGCGGUGAAGAGCUACGAGCAGUCAGCAGCGCCCAGCGAGGGAGUCUGCCGGCUGUUGCGAGCAGGAGAGGACGUGAGUGUGCAGGUUUUAUGUGUGCUGUGUCAGGUCACGGCUGUGGACUAUUGGGCGGAGUGCUGCCUCCCGACCACUGCUAUGGCCACGAGGGUUACCACUGGUCGUGCGGUGAAGAGCUACGAGCAGUCAGCAGCGCCCAGCGAGGGAGUCUGCCGGCUGUUGCGAGCAGGAGAGGACGUGAGUGUGCAGGUUUUAUGUGUGCUGUGUCAGGUCACGGCGGUGGACUAUUGGGCGGAGUGCUGCCUCCCGACCACUGCUAUGGCCACGAGGGUUACCACUGGUCGUGCGGUGAAGAGCUACGAGCAGUCAGCAGCGCCCAGCGAGGGAGUCUGCCGGCUGUUGCGAGCAGGAGAGGACGUGAGUGUGCAGGUUUUAUGUGUGCUGUGUCAGGUCACGGCUGUGGACUAUUGGGCGGAGUGCUGCCUCCCAACCACUGCUAUGGCCACGAGGGUUACCACUGGUCGUGCGGUGAAGAGCUACGAGCAGUCAGCAGCGCCCAGCGAGGGAGUCCGCCGGCUGUUGCGAGCAGGAGAGGACGUGAGUGUGCAGGUUUUAUGUGUGCUGUGUCAGGUCACGGCGGUGGACUAUUGGGCGGAGUGCUGCCUCCCGACCACUGCUAUGGACACGAGGGUUACCACUGGUCGUGCGGUGAAGAGCUACGAGCAGUCAGCAGCGCCCAGCGAGGGAGUCUGCCGGCUGUUGCGAGCAGGAGAGGACGUGAGUGUGCAGGUUUUAUGUGUGCUGUGUCAGGUCACGGCUGUGGACUAUUGGGUGGAGUGCUGCCUCCCGACCACUGCUAUGGCCACGAGGGUUACCACUGGUCGUGCGGUGAAGAGCUACGAGCAGUCAGCAGCGCCCAGCGAGGGAGUCUGCCGGCUGUUGCGAGCAGGAGAGGACGUGAGUGUGCAGGUUUUAUGUGUGCUGUGUCAGGUCACGGCUGUGGACUAUUGGGUGGAGUGCUGCCUCCCGACCACUGCUAUGGCCACGAGGGUUACCACUGGUCGUGCGGUGAAGAGCUACGAGCAGUCAGCAGCGCCCAGCGAGGGAGUCUGCCGGCUGUUGCGAGCAGGAGAGGACGUGAGUGUGCAGGUUUUGUGUGUGCUGUGUCAGGUCACGGCUGUGGACUAUUGGGUGGAGUGCUGCCUCCCGACCACUGCUAUGGCCACGAGGGUUACCACUGGUCGUGCGGUGAAGAGCUACGAGCAGUCAGCAGCGCCCAGCGAGGGAGUCUGCCGGCUGUUGCGAGCAGGAGAGGACGUGAGUGUGCAGGUUUUAUGUGUGCUGUGUCAGGUCACGGCGGUGGACUAUUGGGUGGAGUGCUGCCUCCCGACCACUGCUAUGGCCACGAGGGUUACCACUGGUCGUGCGGUGAAGAGCUACGAGCAGUCAGCAGCGCCCAGCGAGGGAGUCUGCCGGCUGUUGCGAGCAGGAGAGGACGUGAGUGUGCAGGUUUUAUGUGUGCUGUGUCAGGUCACGGCGGUGGACUAUUGGGUGGAGUGCUGCCUCCCGACCACUGCUAUGGACACGAGGGUUACCACUGGUCGUUCGGUGAAGAGCUACGAGCAGUCAGCAGCGCCCAGCGAGGGAGUCUGCCGGCUGUUGCGAGCAGGAGAGGACGUGAGUGUGCAGGUUUUAUGUGUGCUGUGUCAGGUCACGGCUGUGGACUAUUGGGUGGAGUGCUGCCUCCCGACCACUGCUAUGGCCACGAGGGUUACCACUGGUCGUGCGGUGAAGAGCUACGAGCAGUCAGCAGCGCCCAGCGAGGGAGUCCGCCGGCUGUUGCGAGCAGGAGAGGACAUUUGCUGUUCGUGACUCUACCUGUGUGUGUGCUUGGAGAUUACAUCCCUGGGAAGGUCAGUCUUAGGUGGAGGUGGAUUUUAAUCAUUGGCUGCCACAAACUACAAGAGUAGCACCAUGUAUACAGGGGUUGAUCCCGACCAACUUUGCUCUUGCCCCUCAUGACUACAGCAGCUUUCAUUAAACAAGUUUAGAGGAAAUUGGCAUGAAGUGAAUGAAGAGUCAUUUUGGUGAGGGAGGGAGGGGGGAGGGUGGAAAAUAGAACCAAUCAUUAACAUUUGAUCAAAUUUGAGAUUCAUAUUUACAAAUGUUUAUUAUUAUUUAAUUCAUGUAUCAUCUGAAUUAUUGAACCAUUUACUUCCCAAAAUGUUUUUUAUUUAUGUAGGUCAUGUUGGUAGAAAAUUCUGUGCCUCUGUUUAUUGUUAAUUACACUAAUUACUUGUAAUAUCAGACUAUAUGUAAAAUUUAUUAUGUAAUGAAACUGAUAUAUGUAUCAUUCAUGAAGAAAUAAAGUUGGUCUUGAACAGGA
Messenger RNA from Bacillus rossius redtenbacheri, 4811 nucleotides. RefSeq lists its product as uncharacterized. The record is from RefSeq and is a predicted model, not a curated record. The transcript is spliced from 4 exons. Lineage: Eukaryota; Metazoa; Arthropoda; Insecta; Phasmatodea; Bacillidae. The coding region runs from base 2047 to 4395 and encodes 782 amino acids.